UGCCUCAAUCAUCUGCCAUGUCAUCCCCUGUGAAUCAGCACCAUAUUUAUAUACUUAACUCGGACACAGUGAUCUUUCAAGGGCACAAGAUUCAACCUUGUAGGUCCACGGAGACCCCGAUCUGACCUUCCAAUCUCCAUCCUCAUCUCCGCAGUCUGACCUCGCCGCAUCUCACUCUCAUCGCGUCAGCCCUGCAGAUCGACAGCACCCGCGUGGCCAGCUUAGGAAGUUCUCAAGCAGCGCGGCUCGCGGCACGCCUCACAACCCGCAGGAUCGCCUGCUCGUCACCGAUUAGUUCAGGCCCGUUGAGCGGCCGGUGGGCAAGGAUUGCAAUCCGUUUGCCGAGGACCGCUAGCCAUGACGGGGCAGCAGGCCGUUGCUGCAGGUAAAAAUGCAGAACGGAUCACAGAAGAUGACCGCUUGAGCGGUGGUGAGCUGAAGGCGCACAAGGUGGAUGUUGGCGUGGGCUCACACGGGCUCAGUGGGUUCACGGUGGUGGGGAUCUGGUCGAGUAGAUCGCUGUGGGCUGGAGGGAGGAUAUAGAGAUGUGGGACUGGGGGAGAAGAUAUUGCGGGAGGCACGGUUAUGUCGCGAAAGAGUGCGGAGAGCCGACAAGAAUAAGCGCGCUCUGGUGGUUAUGUUGGUGAAGAAUAUUAAGGAAGAGUUUCCUGUGUCCAACAGCCACAUAUAUUUGCUGCAGGUACCAGAGCUUGCCGAACC
Molecule: messenger RNA, 720 nt
Organism: Didymella exigua CBS 183.55
Lineage: Eukaryota; Fungi; Ascomycota; Dothideomycetes; Pleosporales; Didymellaceae
Exons: 1
Coding region: 358-543 (61 amino acids)
Source: RefSeq, a predicted model, not a curated record